Molecule: messenger RNA, 2094 nt
Organism: Aspergillus heteromorphus CBS 117.55
Lineage: Eukaryota; Fungi; Ascomycota; Eurotiomycetes; Eurotiales; Aspergillaceae
Product: ubiquitin C-terminal hydrolase
Exons: 3
Biological process (GO): protein deubiquitination
Molecular function (GO): zinc ion binding; cysteine-type deubiquitinase activity; protein binding
Source: RefSeq, a predicted model, not a curated record
CAGCGGGAUGAGCCGCCUCACAAGAUCUCAAAGCUUGCAAUUGCUGCUGAGGCAGACCAAGACCGGUAUAUUAUCAGCAAGCGUGUUGUCUGUUAUUCUUGUUCCCAUGAUGGUAUCGAUCCAUCCCGCGGGAACCUAGCGGCGGUCAUUGAUGGGGUGAUGACAGCAAUGACCUUUUCGAAGAGAGAAGAGGUUAAGGCGUGGGAGCAGGAAUUCAUUCCUUGCAAACAUACUAUCUCUUUAAUUCAAUGGGAUUCAAGAAAUAUUGAAUCUAAAGAUUUCAUCCAGUGUUCCAUGUGCAACUUGAAAGAAAAUCUUUGGCUAUGCCUAGAAUGUGGCAAUAUUGGCUGUGGCCGUAGUCAGUUCGGUGGCGUGGGGGGGAAUUCACAUGCUCUCGCCCAUUCGGACAACCAGUCACAUAGCGUUGCAGUAAAACUUGGCUCAAUAACUGCAGAAGGCUCUGCAGAUAUCUAUUGCUAUACAUGCAACGAAGAAAGAACAGAUCCGAAUCUCGCUACCCACCUUGCCCAUUGGGGGAUCAAUCUAGCGGGCCGAGAGAAGACAGAGAAGAGUCUAAUGGAAAUGCAAAUUGAGCACAAUAUGAAAUGGGACUUCUCUAUGACAACCGAAGAUGGCCAUGAGCUCAUUUCCGUGUUUGGCCCUGGCUUGACUGGCCUUGCUAACUUAGGAAAUAGUUGCUAUCUCUCUAGUGUCAUCCAGUGCCUCUAUGAUUUACCCGAAUUCCAAGAAAGAUAUUUUCAUCCCGACAUGAAGCCACCUUUUGCAGGGAAGCCGGCCGAGGACCUUGAGACACAGCUACGAAAGCUGGCCGAUGGCCUACUGUCCGGUAGAUAUUCGCGACCUGGUACUGAUAACAAGCCUUCACCUGAUGUAUCUGAAGUUUCGCAUCAGAAAGGCUUAGCACCAGCUAUGUUCAAACAUCUCAUUGGCCGUGGUCAUGAAGAAUUUUCGACGAUGCGACAACAGGAUGCGUUUGAAUUCAUGCUUCACCUCUUCAAGGCGAUAAGCCUAUCGAAACAUCCCGAGGGCAUGGCUAAUCCUGUUGAAUCCUUCGGGUUUUCUAUGGAGCAACGUCUUCAAUGCCUACACUGCGGAGGGGUUCGUUACAGGACGGAUGAGCAGGAUAACAUCUCUCUCCCCGUUCCAGCUCGUCGUCUAUCUCAAGGAAGUUCAAAUUCAGCAUCGGAAUUCGAAACCGUGACACUUUUGGACUGCCUUGAUGUUUUCACUUCUGAAGAGGUAGUUGAGCUCAGCUGUCCCUCAUGCGGCAGCAGUAACGGUUUUUCCAAACGCUGCCUGUUCAAGACCUUGCCACGGGAGCUGGUCAUCAAUGCUCGGCGGUUCGAGUUGGUAAAUUGGGUACCCACAAAGCUGGAAAUCCCUGUCGAGGUUGAUGAAGACCCGAUUGAUCUCAGUUCUUAUAUCUCUUCUGGGCCGAAAGAAGACGAGGUCAUUCUUCCCGAUAUUGAAUCCACGGAGGGCACAUUUAAUCCCGAUAAAUCUGCUAUGGAACAGCUACUCGGGAUGGGUUUCCCCGAAACAAGGAGCGCGAGGGCGCUUUAUAUGACAGGAAAUUCGAGUUCUGAAGACGCCUUGAAUUGGCUUUUCGCUCAUAUGGAAGACCCGGAUAUUGAUGAGCCCUUUGAUAAGGUUCUUCUCAAUGACCGCCCGAGAGGAGAUACACAGGACCCGGCGAAAGUGGCUCAACUUGGUGAAAUGGGCAUCGGCUUGGAAAAUGCCAGGAUAGCGCUAGCAGCCACUGACGGUGAUGUCAAUAGAGCAAUUGACUGGGUUUUCACGCAUCCGCGAGAUUCAGUGGACACUGCUGGCCUUGAGUCUGAUGGGACUCGCACCCUAGGGUUCGAUACUAUCCCUGCAAGAUAUCAACUUCGGUCAAUAGUUUGCCACAAGGGGUCUUCUGUGCAUGCUGGCCAUUAUGUUGCAGUUGUUCGAAAAGAUCUGCCUGAAACCGGUGUCUCUUGGGUUAUGUUCAAUGAUGAGAAGGUUGUUCAGGUGGAUGACAUACAGGAUAUGAAGAAGUUUGCGUACCUGUACUUUUUCACACGGGUCUGA